GCACUUUCAUAUGACUCUGUGGAGAACAGGCGACUGUGAGCACCUCUCUGAAGAAGUAAUUACAGAUUUUAAAUUAUAAAAAUGUCAACUAUAAAUGUUCGAGUCACAACGAUGGAUGCUGAGCUGGAGUUUGCCAUCCUGCCCAGCACAACUGGUAAACAGCUGUUUGACCAGAUAGUGAAGACGAUCGGGCUGAGGGAAACCUGGUUCUUUGGCCUGCAGUAUCAAGACAGUAAAGGCUUCUCCACCUGGCUUAAGCUGAACAAGAGGGUGACAGCACAGGAUGUGAAGAGGGAGAACCCUUUGCUGAUUAAGUUCAGAGCCAAGUUUUUCCCCGAGGAUGUUGCUGAUGAACUCAUCCAGGAGGCAACCCAGCGGCUUUUCUUUCUGCAGGUAAAAGAGAGCAUCCUGAAUGAUGACAUUUACUGUCCACCUGAGACUGCAGUGCUGCUGGCCUCUUACGCAGUUCAGACCAAACAUGGAGACUACAGGAAAGAUUACCAUGUACCAGGAUACCUUACGAGGGAGAAGCUGCUUCCACAGAGGGUUUUGGAGCAGCACAAAUUGAAUAAAGAUCAAUGGGAGGAAAGAAUACAGGUGUGGCAUCAAGAGCACAAGGGAAUGCUGAGAGAAGACGCUAUGGUGGAGUACCUGAAGAUAGCUCAGGACCUAGAGAUGUAUGGGGUCAACUACUUCAGCAUCAAGAACAAGAAAGGCUCAGAACUGUGGUUGGGAGUGGACGCACUGGGUCUCAACAUUUAUGACAAGAAGGACAGGAUGACCCCAAAGAUUGGCUUCCCCUGGAGUGAGAUCAGAAACAUCUCCUUCAAUGACAAAAAGUUUGUCAUCAAGCCAAUUGACAAGAAGGCUCCGGACUUUGUUUUCUAUGCGCCUCGACUCCGCAUCAACAAACGUAUCCUGGCGCUGUGUAUGGGGAACCAUGACCUGUACAUGCGCAGACGUAAGCCUGACACCAUUGAGGUGCAGCAGAUGAAGGCCCAGGCCAGGGAGGAGAAGAACAAGAGGCAGAUGGAGAGGGCUCUACUUGAGAGUGAGAAAAAAAAGCGAGAGAACGCCGAGAAGGAAACGGAGAAGAUUGCUCGUGAGACCAUGGAGCUGAUGGAGAGAUUGAGACAGAUUGAGGAGCAGACAAAGAGAGCUCAGGAUGAGCUGGAGGAGCAGACUCGCAAGGCUCUGGAGCUGGAGAAGGAGAGGACGAUUGCUCAGGAGGAAGCGGAGCGCUUGGAGAAGGACCGCAAAGCAGCAGUGGAGGCUAAAGCAGCCCUGCUACAGCAAUCUGAAAACCAGAUAAAGAAUCAGGAGAACCUGGCCUCUGAGCUGGCUGAUCUUACCUCCAAGAUCUCCCAGCUGGAAGAUGCCAAGAAGAAGAAGGAUGAAGAGGCAAAGAGGUGGCAGAGAAGGGCAUUGAUGGUGGAGGUUGAUUUGGAGCGAACCAAAGAAGAGCUUAAGACUAAACUCAUGGGGGUCCACAUCCAGGAUUCAGUGCACACUCAUAUGCAUGAGCACGACGAGACGGAUGAGAGCAGCGCAGAGGCAAGCGCUGAGCUGACUGUGCCAGGCAUGGUCCGAGACCGCAGCGAGGAAGAAAGGGUGACAGAGGCCCAGAAGAACCAGAGGCUGCAGAAAAAUCUCAAGUUCCUCAGCACAGAUCUGGCCUGCGCUGUAGACGAGAGCAAGAAGACCCCCAACGACCUGAUCCACGCUGAGAAUGUGAAGGCAGGCCGUGAUAAAUACAAGACCCUCCGGCAGAUCCGUCAGGGCAACACCAAACAGCGCAUUGAUGAGUUUGAGUCCAUGUGAGAAAGGCUGUUUCAGGAGCACUCCAGCUGAAAACAGGAUAAAGAUAGAGAUGGCAAAAUUGGACCCACAGAAAGAUUUUAGAAAAUGUAGGUGCAGAUUAUUGUAUGGGUAGUCGAAAUAAAUAACUUCAUGCUGUCAUGCUGUCAUGUUCAGCUGUAGGCCCAGUGAUAUUGUACUAUGUCUUUUGUGCCCGUUGUCUUAUUGUCAUGUAAACUGGAGGGGGGUCAAUGAAAGAGUGACUCAAGCAUGUUUGGAUAAGCAUUUUUAAUUUAACAAAGCACACAUUUACUGUAUUCUGUAUGUCUUCAUGCUAUACGUUUUGUCUCCUGCAUAUACAGCUUGUAUCAGGGAUCAUCUCUGCAGUCAGUUAUGAAAAUGUUGUUUGCUGUUACCCAGACAUAGGCCAUGAAAAUGACAAUGCAUGUGUCAGUCUUUAAUAUGACAA
Myripristis murdjan (pinecone soldierfish) is the source of this 2266-nucleotide messenger RNA. Its product is annotated as moesin-like. The record is from RefSeq and is a predicted model, not a curated record. Gene Ontology annotation, molecular function: actin binding. Lineage: Eukaryota; Metazoa; Chordata; Actinopteri; Holocentriformes; Holocentridae. Gene Ontology annotation, cellular component: cytoskeleton. The transcript has 14 exons. Bases 82 to 1821 code for a protein of 579 amino acids.